This is a messenger RNA of Python bivittatus (Burmese python), 1827 nucleotides long. NCBI's taxonomy places the organism in Eukaryota, Metazoa, Chordata, Lepidosauria, Squamata, Pythonidae. The record is from RefSeq and is a predicted model, not a curated record.
GCCUUGCAUUUCAGAGGACCUAAAAAUAGGUUAUGCAAUCUCUGAUCAUGCCACUCAAACUGAUAUAAGUGAGAUAGCAGAUCUGAAACAGUUUACAGCAAUGACAAGAACUUUACUACAGUUUACAAACUCACUCUAUGAUGACUUUGCACUGUAUCAAAAUAUCUUGAAAAUGCAGUAUGAAGAAAAAAUACAGGAAUAUGCAACCAAACUCUGGCUAGAGAUAAGCGACAGACUGAAAGAUAUCGAGGAACUUUAUAAGCAGAAAGAAAUCAAAAUGCGAUAUAGCUACCAACAACAAUUAUGUGAUGCACUUGCUAUUCUUCGAAUGAAUUAUUCCAGAUAUUUACAGGUUGAUGAAAAAUGUAGAGUGGACUCAGCAGCUGCAACUGUAGAAAAACUAAGGAGAAUGAUUGAUGAGCAAGCAGCUAAAAUUGAAUCUUUAACAGAGCUGUUGCAGGAAGAAAAAGAACUGAAAGAUGAAAAGCUUCAACGUGAAGGGUACGUUGAGCUGGACUUCCAUCGCCAACAGAUGCGAGAAUUGAGAGAACAAAUGACUAGCCUGCUUGAAAAAAACGCACAGCUUCAAGAAACUGUGAAACAUGGAGUGAAAGAACACACUAACUUAGAGGCUGAAAUGAAACUUAUGCAGAACCAAAGAGAAAAAGAUAUGAAGGCAAUGGAAAAGCUAAUGAAUGCUCAAGAUUUACUGAAGUUGGAACUUGAGAAAGAGAAGCAGAAAGUUCUAGCAAAAGCUCAGGAAGUAAAAGAAGCUCAAGAUGCUCUUGCAAAAUUACAAGAAACUGCAGCUCACCCAGUAACAAAGAAAGCAUCAGUCCAUGAAGAAAAACUGAAAAAGACACGGAGAAAAAGCUUGAAAGAGAAAGCUAGCAAAGACGCAGUCACCAAAGACGCAGCCACCAAAGACACAGCUCUUAAACCAGCAACUGCCAAAGAUGCAGCCACCAAAGAUGCAGCCACCGAACACACAGCUGACAAAGAAGCAGCCACCAAAGGAGAUGGGAAAAGUGAAAUUUUGGAUGAGGCAACGACAGCUGACAGAAAAGCAUUAUGUGAUGAAAUAAAGAGGCUUAAGAAAGCUGAACAACAAGCAAGAUUGCAUGCAGAGAGACUUAUUCAGGAAUUGCAUCAGUUGAAUCAAUCUUGGGAAGUUAAGUUUGACAUUCUAAAGAAAAGCCUGCAUGCUAUUAGGAAUGAGAUGUUUCUUAGACAAUCGCUGCGGCAAUCAGUGAAAUUCAGAAGCCCAUCACUAACUGAGAGGAAAUCUCUUCCUAUGCACAUCCAGAAUAAGAAUAAGAAUCCUCCACACAAGCGCCGUUGGAUUUCAAGUAGUUUGUAUAUGCAGUAUUCACCCCUGCCGGAGAUAACUACUGAGAUAGAUAUUGAAGAAGACCAGAACGAUGCUAACAGCCCAUUUACACAUUCAAUUCCCAGUGCUUUUGAAGGUGAUGGGAAACAGCUUGAAGAAUCAAAGAGUCUGUCUUCACCUCUUAUGCCUCCUGUACACUGAUGUGGGCUGGAGACCACUGCCAUAUCUGGAACAUUUGUCUGCAUUAAAAAGGUUGAACGCUUUCCGUUUUGCUACUAAUGCCUAGAAGGAACUCAAAGCAAAUUGGCCAAAUGGGAAGCCACUGCUCCUGAGAGUGCCUGGGCAUUUCCUGCCCAAGUGUCACAAUGGUUGAAGUGGAUCAAGAUAUUUCUGGAGCACUUCCUUUGCUUCUGUUGAGGGGCUCUGGAGUGUUUUUCCUGAUUUAAACAACAAAGGGCCUUAAAUAAAGAAGCUCAGGGCCAUAUCUCUCUAAACCA